UGUAUAUUCUCCAAUCUCCAAACCCUAAGCAAUGGCCCUCCAAUGGCUGAGCCUAGUCGGAGCCAUAUGGCUCCAGUCCAUCAGCGGCUCCAACUCCAACUUCCCGGCUUACUCUUCUGAGCUCAAGCGCCGACUCUCCAUCUCCCAGCUCCAGCUCAACAACCUCGCGUCGGCUUCCGACGCCGGCAAGCUAUUCGGCUGGCUAUCCGGCUUAGCCGCCGCCCACCUCCCCCUCUGGCUCGUUCUCCUCAUCGGCUCUCUUCUCGGUUCCGCCGGCUACGGCUUCCAAUUCCUCUUCCUCGCCGACCUCCUCCCGCCGCCGUCGUACGCCGCCAUGUUCUUCCUCACCGCCGUCGCCGGAAACAGCAUAUGCUGGAUCAACACCGUCUGCUACAUCCUCGUCAUCAACAACUUCCCCCUCGACCGCCACGUCGCCGUCGGGCUUUCCGGCAGCUACGUCGGGCUCAGCGCCAAGCUGUAUGCCGACAUCGUCGACGCCGCCGUCGCCCCGUCGGCGCCGCCGCCGGACCGCGCCAAGGCGUUCCUCCUCGUCAGCGCCCUUCUCCCGCCCGCCGUGUGCAUAUCCGCUGCCCCAUUUGCCCGACCCGUUCAGGUCAACCCGACCCGGAAACUGACCCGCGGAUUCUUCGCCAUGUUCGCCGUCACCAUUGCCACCGGCGUCCUCGCCGUGACCACCAAUCUCACUGCGGUUCUGUCCCCCGCCUCCGUUGUCGCCGCCAUGCUGGCCAUGUUGCUCGUGCCUCUUUUGGUCCCUUUGUACGAAAAUGUCCGAGAAAGGAUUGAGCAAAAGUGCUCGAUCCGGAUCCAUAAUGUUAACAAUAUGUCGGCUAUUGAAUAUGGCGGGAAAAUUGAGGGUUGUGAGAUUAGGGAUUUUGAGGAUUGUUCUUCUAUCGAGGAAAUUGGGGCUAAAGCGAUGCUAUGCCGACUCGAUUUUUGGUUAUACUAUUUUGUGUACUUAUUUGGCGCAACGCUCGGACUGGUGUAUUUAAACAACCUCGGACAAAUAGCCGAGUCGCGAGGUUGUUUUAGGACUACUUGGCUCGUUUCUUUGUCGUCGGCUUUCACAUUCUUCGGCCGCCUCGUCCCAUCGCUCCUCGACUACCUUUGCUCAAAGACUAAAGUAGGGAAGGUCUCGGGCGGGGGCGCAAUGGGCGCAAUAAUGGUCCCUAUUUGCGGAGCGUUCUUCAUGUUGCUCAACAAACACACAAUGUUCCUUUACACAAGCACUGCUAUUAUAGGCACGUGCACGGGCGCCCUAUCCUCAAUCGCAGUGACGACAACAACAGAGCUCUUCGGGGUAAAAAAUUUUGGGGUAAAUCACAACAUUGUGGUGUCGAACAUACCGAUUGGGACGUUCUUGUUCGGGGAUUUAGCGGCCCUAUUAUACAACAAAUUUGCAAGUUUUGAAGGCAAAUGCAUGGGCCAAAAUUGCUACCAAACCACAUUCAUUAUUUGGGGGAGUUUGUGUGGCUUAGGGAUCUUUCUUUCUCUCAUUCUUCACAUAAGAACCAAACCACAUCGACUUGUAUAAAUAAUUGUAGCCUAUGACUAUACAUACAUACAUGCUCAUGCUAUAGGGGUUGGUAUAUUUUGCCGAGUUUUCAAAAUUGUAUAUUAUUGAUAGUGAAAUGAGAGAAUUAUAGUAUAAAUAGAUAGAUUCGAUAUUAGAAUGAUAUCUUGAGAUAUUUUAGAUAUUCAGUUUUUAGAUUUAGUAAAUUUAGAUUUAGAUUUGGUUUUAUCUUAUUUAGAUUUGAGUUUAUCGAGUCUGUAUAUUAUACCUAUUUAUAGACCUUUAUUUUCGUUAUGAAUAACAAUGGAAUUUUUGAA
This is a messenger RNA of Andrographis paniculata, 1848 nucleotides long. RefSeq names its product protein NUCLEAR FUSION DEFECTIVE 4-like. The transcript is spliced from 2 exons. Gene Ontology annotation, cellular component: membrane. The coding region runs from base 32 to 1552 and encodes 506 amino acids. Lineage: Eukaryota; Viridiplantae; Streptophyta; Magnoliopsida; Lamiales; Acanthaceae. The record is from RefSeq and is a predicted model, not a curated record.